This is a messenger RNA of Chrysochloris asiatica (Cape golden mole), 1476 nucleotides long. It is a transcript of the gene SVOPL, whose product is annotated as SVOP-like. Lineage: Eukaryota; Metazoa; Chordata; Mammalia; Afrosoricida; Chrysochloridae. The transcript has 15 exons. The record is from RefSeq and is a predicted model, not a curated record. The coding region runs from base 1 to 1476 and encodes 491 amino acids. Gene Ontology annotation, biological process: transmembrane transport. Gene Ontology annotation, molecular function: transmembrane transporter activity. Gene Ontology annotation, cellular component: membrane.
AUGGCAGCCAAGAAGAAGGAGCCAGUCUCCAUCAUUAGCCUUCGGAAGUUGAGCCUGACUGUCCCAGAGCCCCAACCGAAAGAGACAAAAACAUUCACCGUGGAGGAUGCUGUGGAGACCAUUGGCUUUGGGCGGUUCCACAUCGCUUUGUUUCUUAUCAUGGGAAGCACCGGGAUUGCAGAGGCCAUGGAGAUCAUGCUGAUAGCGGUGGUGUCCCCUGUCAUCCGUUGUGAAUGGCGGCUGGAGAAUUGGCAGGUGGCUCUGGUAACUACGAUGGUGUUUUUCGGCUACAUGGUUUUCAGCAUUUUCUUUGGCCUCCUGGCGGACAGAUAUGGUCGCUGGAAGAUUUUGUUCAUCUCGUUUGUAUGGGGAGCCUACUUCUCCUUGCUGACCUCUUUCUCACCCUCGUACAUCUGGUUUGUCUUCCUGCGGACAAUGGUGGGCUGUGGUGUGUCUGGCCACUCACAAGGGCUAAUUAUAAAGACUGAAUUUUUGCCGACAAAGUAUCGAGGCUAUAUGCUGCCCUUGUCUCAGCUGUUCUGGCUCACCGGCUCUCUGCUCAUCAUUGGCCUGGCUUCUGUGGUCAUCCCCACCAUCGGCUGGCGCUGGCUCGUCCGCAUUGCCUCCAUCCCCGGCAUCAUACUCAUCAUGGCCUUCAAGUUCAUUCCUGAGUCGGCCCGCUUCAAUGUGUCCACCGGGAACACCCAGGCUGCCCUGGCCACGCUGGAACACAUCGCCAGGACCAACCGCUCGGUCAUGCCGGAGGGGAAGCUGGUGGAGCCCAUCCUGAACAAAAGAGGAAGAUUUGCAGACCUCCUGAAUCCCAAAUAUUUGCGGACCACGCUGCAGAUCUGGAUCAUAUGGCUGGGCAUCUCCUUCGCCUACUAUGGGGUCAUCCUGGCCAGCACUGAACUUCUGGAAAGGGACUUGGUGUGCGGUUCUCGGUCUGAGUCUGAGGUGGUGACCGUGACUAUGGGGGAUUCGGAGGAGAGCCGUAGCCCCUGCUACUGUCACAUGUUAGCCCCCUCCGGCUACCACACCAUGAUCAUCAGCACCAUUGGCGAGAUCAUGUUGAAUCCUCUGAAUAUCCUGGGCAUCAACUUCCUGGGGAGACGGCUGAGCCUGUCCAUCACCUUGGGGUGCACUGCCCUGUUCUUCCUGCUCCUCAACAUCUGCACAUCAAGCACCGGCCUCAUCGGUUUCCUCUUCAUGCUGAGGGCCCUGGUGGCUGCCAACUUCUGCACCAUCUACAUUUACACAGCUGAGGUCUACCCCACCACCAUGCGUGCCUUGGGAAUGGGGACCAGUGGCUCCCUGUGCCGCAUCGGUGCCAUGGUGGCCCCAUUUAUAUCUCAGGUCCUCAUGAGCGCCUCGAUCCUGGGAGCCCUGUGUCUGUUCUCGUCCGUCUGCGUGGUCUGCGCCAUUUCUGCAUUUACCCUCCCUAUUGAAACCAAAGGACGGGCCCUGCAGGGAUGA